AUGGCUCGGCAGGUCCGAUGGCUGAUAAUCCAGCCGUACUGGCAUUCGCCCACGACAUUCGGUCCUGCUCUCAGCAAGACCAUCCUCGAUCGCGUGGGCAGCUCCACUGUCAUCGCCACUGUCGACCGCUCAGCCUACCGCGCGAUGAGCAAGGGCAGCGAAUGGUACAAACUGUACACUCAGGCUCUCGAGCUGCCGCACGUGGCGACUCCCGAGCUUGCUCAACGGGCGUCUACCUGUCGUCAGCAGCCCGCGAAGUGCGACGACGGAUCCGCCGAACAGCCUGCACGCUCGGGCUACAUGUUCCAUGGCGAUAUGAAUCGCUUUGACAUGGGCGUUCGGGGGGCAAUGCGCUCUAUCAUGGAGCACCUCAAGGCGAAUGUGUCUCUGCAGCCUCGAAUGCUCUCCCGUGGGUGGGCGGCAAAAGGGGGCGACGGCAUGCCCGAGUCGGUAGACGAGCGCACGGGCGCCGCAAUUAUCAGCGAGAGCCAUCGCCGCUUUCGAAAUUUUUCCCUCGCCACCUCUGCCGCAAUGCUGCGCGCCUCCACGUGCUUUGCCCCACAGGGCGAUAUCAUCACGACGCGGCGCCUGUUUGACACUGUCGCCGCUGCCUGUGUGCCGGUGGUGAUGAAGAACCUGGGCAACGCGCCCAAGCAGUGGCUUUUGGGCAACAAUCCGUUCCCGCACUCGAUCAACUGGAGGGCACUCGCCUUUUUUAUGGCGCCGCGCGGCACUGUCCUGAGCGAGCGUGAAGGCAACGGCGGCACGGGUUUGACCUCGCGCAAUGCAUGCCGCCGCGAGGAGGCGCAAUGGCUGGAAGCGAGGCACGCCGACGCGCCACUCCUUAGGCGGAUGCGCCACAACCUGCGCGCGGCGUUCACUGCCCAUUUGGACGUCGAGCACAACCCGCGUGGCUUGGCGCGGGCUAUACUGCACGAGCUCAACUUUGUACUUGAGGACGCCGCACAGCUCCGUCGCGUCUCGGUCUACAAAGGGGUUGAGGUCACAAAGAAUGGACGCAUUCAGCUCCCACCCCCGCAACAGUUCUGA
Molecule: messenger RNA, 1050 nt
Organism: Emiliania huxleyi CCMP1516
Lineage: Eukaryota; Haptophyta; Isochrysidales; Noelaerhabdaceae
Exons: 1
Coding region: 1-1050 (349 amino acids)
Source: RefSeq, a predicted model, not a curated record